This is a messenger RNA of Talaromyces proteolyticus, 2185 nucleotides long. RefSeq lists its product as uncharacterized. The transcript has 4 exons. Lineage: Eukaryota; Fungi; Ascomycota; Eurotiomycetes; Eurotiales; Trichocomaceae. Bases 403 to 1836 code for a protein of 477 amino acids. The record is from RefSeq and is a predicted model, not a curated record. Gene Ontology annotation, molecular function: protein binding.
CUCUCCCCGUAUCAAUAUUAUUUACUAUCUGAACUUUUUGCAUUAUCUACGAGCGUCCCCCCAAGAAGCCUAAAUUAAUCUGACAUAGAUUGGCGUAUAUAAUGCAGAUGAAAGACAGGCAGCAAAUCUUGAUACUAUUUUCAAACUUUGUCACUAUGGAGGAAGUCAGGGCAGAAGGAAUACGAGAAACACACACCCGCCACGCCAAUCACGGGGCGGCAUCAACUGUCCAGCCGUCUCUCAGCCGCGAUCUCCAAACGCCAGUGUUAUCGUUGAUUUUAAUCCCCAAGUCACGCACCAUCGAUGGUGUGAAAAUGAAGCUAUGAUUCCACCUGCCCCAGUGCGUUGAGCGUGCAUUUGCAACCUUUGCAUUACGAUAGCUGUCAAGAUAGCCCACUGCUUAUGGCCAAGGACACGCCCCAGGACAGCGCGGGGCCUUCGUCUCCACCGCCGCCUUUGCCCGAAGGAUGGCUUGCCCAGUGGGAAGGCGUGUCGCGAAAAUGGUACUUUGUCCAGCGAGCAACAGGCAAGUCGCAAUGGGAGAUCCCAACAGAACCCGUGGCCCUCUCACCAUCUACAACCCCCGGUUCGAUCGGUGUCGGGCCAACGCAGGCGCCUGGAAUGACUUCGUCGCCAAUAUCACCAAUAGGCAUGGUGAACUACGGUGCAAACAGGUCUUUUUUUGGUCCGUCAACCGAGAAGGCGGGCUUGUCUAGCAUACUUGGUUCUCACGGCGGCUCUGGUCUAUCGCAGCUAGCCGAUCGAAUGCUGAAUAAAAUAUCAAAGGAGUUCAUGCCCAUAAAAACUGGUGCCAGUCCAUACCAGCAAUUCCCCCCCGGCCACCCGAAUCAUCCUGGCUCACAAAUGCAGUAUGGCCCAGUGGGCGGACCUCAAUAUCAGUCGGCUGCCAAUCCUUACGGCUAUGCUUCUACUGGCUACUCUGGCAAUUACAUGGGAGAUGUGCCGCAAUACCAUCCUCAGGGUCAAGCCUUUGCACCUGUAGAUGCAUACCACCAGCACCAAGGUGUGCCACACCCGGCUACAAUACCGCCCGGCUAUCCUCAGCAGCAUUCACCUAAUCAACCAGCAAUCCCUCAUCAAUUCUCUCCAGCCAGCCCAGGUUCACAGUCAUGGCACAGUCCCCAGCAAUAUUCCCCUGUAUAUUCUCCGUCACAUCAAUCUCCAGGCACACCGGGUGGUCCAGGUGGUGUUGGGCAGCCUCCUCCUCAGCUUCAAUGGCAAAUGGGCCCACAGCCUACAAUACCUCACUCUACCAAACCUCCGAUGGGCCAUCUACCGCAACAGAAUAUUGGAAACAACUCCCCAAAUAAUCAUGGUCAGGCUCAGUUUCACAAUAUCCCUGCAAACUAUCACGAACUCGAGGUUCCCCCACAGCCAGAAGUAUCAAGCCUUUACUCGCAAGGUGUUCCUAUUUAUGAAGCACCAAGUGAUCUUCCUCCGAAAGCCGGGCAUGGAACUCCAGGCUCUGUGCAAUCGCCUCAACAAGCAACUGGCCCACAGCAGGGAAAUCUAUCACAUCACCCUAGUUUAGCAUCUCUAUCGAGCCACCACACCGCGACCAGCCAACCAAUGAACAACAAUGCUUUCAUUGCCGAAUUGCCCGACAACCAGGUAGGAAUGGGCCAGGCUGGUGGCCCACAGAAAACUCAACAACCACCAAAUGUCGGUACUGCGGAAUUGCCUGGUUCUGGACCCGUCAGAAAUACACCAACCGAUCCUCAAUUCGUCAGUGGACCAUGGACAUCGCCUCCUACAGGCGCAAAUCAACAUCCUCCCCAGAAUCGGUAUGAUAAUGGUAGUGGAUUUUCACGAUGAAACGAUGCUAGUGCCCAACCAUUUGAAGCGUUGGAAAUACAUACUUCACAUUUCUUUUCUCUUCUCUCUGUCAUUCUUAUUCUUAUAUUCUUUCUUUUUGUUACUUUUCUUCGCGGUAUUUCUAGCGUUGAGACUAUGCAAUGAUAUCCUCAAAAGUUGAAUUAAGUUGCUAUUUUUCUCUUGUCUUCGUCCUAAUUCCUGAAAUGUUGUGGUGGAUUUCUAUUACAAGAAUUGCUCUUAGCGAUGUGUCGUAUAAAGCUACAGCCUCUUCCACCUCUCGUGCAGACGAACGCCCAUUUUCUUUAUGAUGAAUAGAGUUAUUUAUGUAAGCGAUAGUCAAAAUAUUUCC